AUGGGACUAUCCGUUAAUUUCAUUUUCAAUAACAGUCAAAAAGGAUUUGAGGCUGGAGGCCCCAGUGUUCCUUCGAAUAUUUAUCCCUGGUCAAUUAUUGGAAAUGAUUCAACCAUUCACGUAUCAACUGAUCGUACCUCUUGUUUUGAGCGUAACAAAGUUGCAUUACGUAUGGAGGUUCUUUGCAAUGGACCCAAAUCUUGCCCACCUGGUGGCGUUGGCAUCUCUAACCCUGGUUAUUGGGGCAUGAACAUCGAGAAGGGGCACAAGUACAGAGUAGUCUUCUUUGUUAGAGCACUUGGUCCAAUUGAUCUAGAUGUUUCAUUGGUGGGGUCGGAUAAUGGUGUGAAAUUGGCUUCAAAGAACAUCAAGGCAUUUGAACUUUAUGUUUCAACGUGGAGAAAGAUUGAGACCAUACUGGAAGCCAAGGAUACGAAUCAUAAUGCAAGUCUUCAAAUAACAACAAGCUCCAGAGGGGUUGUAUGGUUAGACCAAGUGUCAGCUAUGCCUAUGGACACAUACAAGGGUCAUGGUUUCCGGAAGGACCUAUUUCAAAUGGUGGCAGACCUCAAACCAAAAUUUUUCAGAUUCCCAGGGGGCUGUUACGUUGAAGGAGAAUAUCUAAGGAAUGCAUUUCGGUGGAAAGAAACAGUUGGGCCUUGGGAGGAGAGACCAGGACACUUUGAUGAUGUUUGGAAGUAUUGGACUGACGAUGGAUUUGGUUAUUUUGAGGGCCUCCAAUUGUCCGAGGACCUUGGUGCAUUGCCAGUCUGGGUUUUUAACGCUGGUCUCAGCCUUAACGAUGAAGUUAAUACAUCUGCCAUCGCACCUUUUGUGCAAGAAGCUCUAGAUGGUAUUGAGUUUGCAAGAGGUUCCCCGAAAUCAACAUGGGGAUCUCUCAGAGCUGCCAUGGGACAUCCUAAACCAUUUGACUUGAGAAUUGUUGCCAUUGGAAAUGAAAACUGUGGCAUGUUUAACUAUCAAGGAAACUAUCUCAAGUUCUACGCUGCUAUCAAAAGUGCUUAUCCAGAUAUGCAAAUUAUUUCAAAUUGUGAUGGUUCUCAAAACCCGUUAGAUCACCCGGCCGAUCUCUAUGAUUUCCAUAUUUAUACAAAUGCGAAGGACAUGUUUUCCAAGUAUACCAAGUUCGAUAACGCACCACGAUCUGGUCCAAAGGCGUUUGUUAGUGAAUAUGCUGUUUGGAAGAAAGAUGCUGGAGAUGGAAGCCUCUUGUCAGCUGUGGCUGAAGCUGCAUUCCUCAUUGGACUCGAAAAAAACAGUGAUGUCGUCCACAUGGUCAGCUAUGCACCACUCUUUGUAAACUCAAACAACAGGAUGUGGACACCAGAUGCAAUUGUUUUCGACUCUUAUCAGCACUAUGGAACUCCAAGUUAUUGGCUUCAACAUCUUUUUAUAGAAUCAAGUGGAGCAACUUUCCUCAAUUCAACACUUGAAACUUCUUCUAACUCUCUUGUGGCCUCUGCAAUUGAGUACACAUCUUCUCAAGAUAAGAAGAAUUACAUCAGAAUAAAGGUCGUAAACUUUGGAAGUGACACCGAGAAGUUUAGAAUUUCUAUAAAUGGAUUAAGUUCAAAAGUCCAGCAAUCCGGGUCCACAAAAAUAGUAUUAACAUCCUCUAAUGUAAUGGACGAAAACUCCUUUUCUCAGCCAAACAAGAUUGUGCCACAACGAGCUUCACUCGAAAAUGCAAGCGAGGACGUGAACGUCGAACUUCUUCCUUAUUCUGUUACAUCAUUUGAUCUAUUGACUCCUAAACAACCUGGAAAUGACGUUGAUGUGUACUUGUCUCCUUUAAUUGAAGAUUUGAAGUUGUUGUGGGAUAAUGGCAUAGAAGUAUAUGACGGAUUUAGAGAUGAAAAUUUCACGGUGAAGGCAAUGUUGUAUGGAACUAUUAAUGACUUUCCUGCAUAUAGAAAUCUUUCUGGUUACAGCAUCAAAGGUUGGAAGAAGAUGUCAAUUUUCUUUCAGUUACCGUACUGGAAAUCUUUAUACGUAAGACACUUUGUUGAUGUUAUGCAUGUUAAAAAUAAUGUUUGUGAAAGUGUGAUUGGUACAUUAUUAAACAUUGUGGGAAAAAAGAAAGAUGGCAUCAAUGCAAGACUUGACUUGGUGAAGUUAGGAAUACGAUCCGAUUUGUCUCCAGUGAAGAAGGGAAAGCGGACCUUUUUACUGCCAACAACAUGUAGCCUGUCUAGAUAUGAGAAACGUACUUUAUGUGAGACUCUUUAUUCAGUUAAGGUUCCAGAGGGGUAUUCAUCAAACAUUAAAAGUCUUGUAUCACUUAAGGACCUAAAGUUAAAAGGAUUGAAGUCUCAUGAUUGUCAUAUAUUAAUAGAGAAUUUAAUUCUUGUUGCUAUACGGUCUAUUCUACCCAAGAAGGUUCGCAUGACAAUCACGAAGUUGUGUUUCUUUUUCAAGGCAAUAUGUAGCAAAGUGAUUGAUCCUGGGAGAUUACCAUGUUUGCAAAACCAAAUAGCUGAAACUUUAUGUGAGCUGAAAAUGUAUUUUUUACCAUCAUUCUUUGAUAUCAUGGUUCAUUUGACUAUUCACUUGGUGGAAGAGACAAAAUUGUGUGGCCCUGCAUAUAUGUGA
Molecule: messenger RNA, 2613 nt
Organism: Abrus precatorius (Indian licorice)
Lineage: Eukaryota; Viridiplantae; Streptophyta; Magnoliopsida; Fabales; Fabaceae
Product: alpha-L-arabinofuranosidase 1-like
Exons: 18
Coding region: 1-2613 (870 amino acids)
Biological process (GO): L-arabinose metabolic process
Molecular function (GO): alpha-L-arabinofuranosidase activity
Source: RefSeq, a predicted model, not a curated record